This is a messenger RNA of Purpureocillium takamizusanense, 2489 nucleotides long. It is a transcript of the gene SRV2, whose product is annotated as suppressor of rasval19. NCBI's taxonomy places the organism in Eukaryota, Fungi, Ascomycota, Sordariomycetes, Hypocreales, Ophiocordycipitaceae. Gene Ontology annotation, molecular function: actin binding; adenylate cyclase binding. Gene Ontology annotation, biological process: cytoskeleton organization; regulation of adenylate cyclase activity. The record is from RefSeq and is a predicted model, not a curated record. The transcript is spliced from 6 exons. Gene Ontology annotation, cellular component: cytoplasm. Bases 382 to 1944 code for a protein of 520 amino acids.
CGUCAGACUACACAUAUACUAACUAUACUUCCUUCGCUCAACCAGAGCUCAGACCCGUGCACAGGCCAUUCACCUCGACAUCCGCCCAAAGCUAGAGCAGAGCAGCCCCCGUGACGACGACAUCUGCCCGCGCCGCCCGCUGACGCGCGAGAGACAGCCCGUCGCAUCCAAGUCAACUUACAGCCCCCAGCCCUUCGGCAGCGACCGACAACGUCUCAAUCAGCCACGUACUAGCAGGACCAGCCAGGUCAAUCGCUGCGUCCACGACAUAUAUAUCUAGUUCCGAACCCGCAACGUUACUCCUAUUGCCUCUCGACCCCCGGUAUCAACGCGCCUUGAUUUGCCUCGCGCCCCUUGCCGCCAAAGCGCCAGAACCUCGACAUGGCCGCCCCUAAUACCAUGCAUAACCUUACGACGCUCAUCAAGCGUCUCGAGGCCGCCACGUCUCGCCUCGAGGACAUUGCUACCACUACGGAACUCCCAAAGGACAUACCUGCGCUCAAUCUUGGCCAAUCUGUCGCGGCCCCUCCAGACGCCUCGACCGUUUCCAGCCCCCCGACGCAUCCGAAACUACCCCCUGCCGAAAAUGUUCCCGAAGUCGUCGAAGAAUUCGACGCACUUCUGGCGUCGUCUGUCGACGCGUACGUGAAGCUGAGCAACGAGAUAGGCGGCAUCGUCGCGCAACAGGCCAGUGUUGUACUUCGCGGCUUCCAGGAAGAGCGCAAGUUCCUACUUCUCACGACAAAGGCACUCAAGCCAGAGCUUCCCCUGUACCAGACGCUACUGAAGCCGAUUAACGAUGUCCUCAUCAGCGUCGGCGAGCUCAAGGAUUCGAACCGGCCGGAUCCCAUGUACACGCAGCUGAGUACUGUGGCUGAUGGCAUCAUGAUGCUGGCAUGGGUAACUGUUGAAAGUCGCCCAUACAAACAUGUGGAAGAGUGUCUCGGCUCUGCGCAAUUUUUUGGAAAUCGGGUGCUCAAGGAGCAAAAAGACAGAGACCACAAGCAGGUGGAAUGGGUUCAGUCCUUUUACCAGCUCUUCCGAGAUCUCGCAGAGUAUGUGAAACAAUUCUACCCGUCGGGCAUCACAUGGAACCCCCAUGGCCAGCCCGCAGACGAAGUCGCCAAAGCUCUCUCCGGAGAAAAGUCCCAACCGGCUGCGGAACAUCCCGGCGGCCUCCCGCCCCCUCCCCCCCCUCCCCCCCCUCCGCCCCCAGGGCCGGCGCCAGUUUUGGAUGUGAAGACAGAGACACCACUUGCUACUGCCUCUCCUAGUGGACUCGGCGCUGUCUUCUCCGAACUCAACAAGGGCGCAGCGGUUACCAAGGGCCUCCGCAAGGUCGACAAGUCAGAAAUGACGCACAAGAAUCCCUCGCUGCGUGCUGGGUCGGCCGUAAGCGACAGAGCCAAGAGCCCGGCGCCAGGCAAGAAGCCGAAGCCGGAGAGCAUGCGUGUCAAGAAGCCAGCCAAGAAAGAAUUAGAGGGAAACAAGUGGACUCUGGAAAACUAUGACAAAGAACCCGAGCCCAUCGGGAUCGAGGUUUCCCUGAGCCAGUCUGUUCUCAUCAGCCGCUGCAACAACACCACCGUCAUCCUCAAGGGCAAGGCAAACCAGGUGACGGUUGAGAACUCGUCUCGGUUGUCGCUUGUUGUCGACACCCUGGUCUCAACCGUGGAUGUUGUGAAGGCGCAGAAUUUUGCACUUCAAGUCUUCGGCACCAUCCCUACUGUCAUGCUGGACCAGGUUGAUGGUGCUCAGAUCUACCUGAGCAAGGAGAGCACCGGAACCAAACUUUUCACCAGCAAAUCCGACGGCGUCAACCUGAACGUCACAUCGGGCGCCGGCGACGACUACAAGGAGGUUCCACUCCCCUCACAAAUAUGCUCAUACUUCGACGAGGACAAGGGUGCUUUGGUGAGUGAGAUUGUUGCUCACUCUGGAUAGGCUAAGCAAGCACGCCGCGCUUCCGUCUUCCGAUCGAGAGUCAUAGGCGCGCGAUAGCCACAUGAAGGCGUAUUGUGAAGCGGAAGGUCUGAUCCAUGGCCCCAGUCAAUUCAUUGUGAUCAGGGUGUCCGUCACAUGCGCCGAUGGCUCGGAGAAGUCGCCGCUUCGGAAAGAAAUCUCACCGCAGAAGUCAGAGAGAGCACGGAGAGCCCUCCACCCUUUUCACUUCUUGGUUCUUUUCCCGUUUGGGUGCCAUGUAACGACUGUCCGUGGAUGCCAUAGCCGGCUGGAUAGAGACCUUGGCUCGUGCCAUGCAUAUAUGUUCGUGUCAUUAGAUGAUAUCUCUUCGGCAUUAGCGCGACAGAUAUCUUGACGCAGACCUGUCUAUUCUACCUAAUUGCUGCUCUAUGCCUUGACGCGACUUGCAACAUGGGCCAAAUCUUCUUCUAUCUCUUUUAUCUUGGCUUGAUCUGCUCACGAGCCACCGUGUAAACGGUCCUCCCGGAUGCGCAGAAUUUAUAGUCAUACAUACACACAAUUGAGAG